AUGAUCGGAGCAAUCGGCAUCGGCGGUUCAGCGAUCAUGUAUUCACUCUUGGCGGGUCGGAAGAAGGAAUCUCGUGGUGGAAAGCAGGAGAAGGGGCCAACGGGGACAGUAGAGGAAUCGCCGCCCGAGCCCGGGGAGGGUAAACCCAGGGAAGAAAGCAAAGCCACUCAAGCUGCAGCAGAGAAGACAGCGGAGGCAAAAUCGCAGGGCCAGGAAACGAAGCGGACGAAGCCUGAGUUGCAGAAUAUUCCUCCUUCACAGGUGGAUCAGCCCAGUGCUAUGAAAUCGCCUGGUGGAUCGGCCACUAUGUCGGGCAAGCAAGAGGGCCUCUCGAACGCAGAUACGUCGCACCCAUUCCUCACCAGCCCCGAGAAGAGCCGCAAGAGGGAGGGCGACACAGAGACAGCCAAGUUGAAGGGGACGGUUUCGACGGACAGGUAG
This is a messenger RNA of Penicillium lagena, 441 nucleotides long. RefSeq lists its product as uncharacterized. The record is from RefSeq and is a predicted model, not a curated record. NCBI's taxonomy places the organism in Eukaryota, Fungi, Ascomycota, Eurotiomycetes, Eurotiales, Aspergillaceae. The coding region runs from base 1 to 441 and encodes 146 amino acids. The transcript has 2 exons.